UCUAGCAACAAUGGAAAAACAAACGCGCGUUGAACUCGUUGUUGGACGAAUUGAAUUAAUCGGUUGAGCUAAAGAUUGCAGUGUUUAAACGUUUGUUUCAGGCUGUUGCUUUAAAUGCCAUGGCGAUAUUCAUAAAAUAGGAGAGUAGCGAUGUUAACUUCUUACCUAAAACGCUGUGAUAAAACAAUUGCAUCAGUGAACGUUCUCCAGUUCGAUUGUACUGUGUCUUGCCGGCGGCAUCAUGAGCUCGCUCUUCGAACGCGUGCUCAAUUUCCUUCAGCGUCGACUGCCUUGUGUCAUGGCCGUUCAGGAACAGGAUGCGGACGUGACCGGCUUUUACGUUCGCCUCUCUGGCGACUUGGAGCCAGAGCCUCCCGAGCAAACUUCUUCCGGCUCAACCAGGAACGCUGCUGUACCGGCCGCUAGGACAGCACUUGCACCGGCCAAGCCUCCGCGGCUCCGAACCGUGAAACCCGUGCCGACGGCCUUCCCGUCCAACUGGAGCUCGAGACGGGGCCGGCCGGACUACGCACUCAGCGAGCCCAAAUUCUUACCGACUGACCGUGGGCCGAGGAAGAGUGCGCCUUACACCAAGGCUGCGUCGGCGAUGCAGUCGUCGCAACUUCUCGCAGAGGCUCCUGUGCAGCGUCGCCGGCUCCUGAAGCCGUCAUCGGCGAGGCCACCCACGCCGUUCGUCGAGUUGCAGCCCGCAGUGCCGUCGCAGUUUCAACACCGGGCGCUGUCGCCAGGCCUGCGGUACGAGUGGCGGGUGUGACACGCGCUGCUGACUUCAUUCCACUCGCCGCUUAGGCGAAAACUUUCAGAUUGACGACGAAGUAAACACCUUCUGAUUGUUGA
Dermacentor andersoni is the source of this 858-nucleotide messenger RNA. RefSeq lists its product as uncharacterized. The record is from RefSeq and is a predicted model, not a curated record. Lineage: Eukaryota; Metazoa; Arthropoda; Arachnida; Ixodida; Ixodidae.